Molecule: messenger RNA, 2503 nt
Organism: Gastrolobium bilobum
Lineage: Eukaryota; Viridiplantae; Streptophyta; Magnoliopsida; Fabales; Fabaceae
Exons: 3
Coding region: 50-535 (161 amino acids)
Source: RefSeq, a predicted model, not a curated record
CGAAACCACACCAGAGUCUCAAACUUCAAUUCAAUUCUAUUAACAGAUCAUGUCUAUCGUCGCCGUUCUCCUCCUCAUCGUGCUGUCGUCGCCGCUGAGCUCCUCCGGAGCCUCGACGGCGUACGAGGCGCUGGCGGGAUACCACUUUCCGGAGGGUAUUCUCCCAAAAGGAGUGACGGGCUACGAACUGGACGAAUCAAACGGCAAAUUUCGUGCGUAUCUGAACGGUUCCUGCAGUUUCUCGUUGGAGGGUUCGUACAAGUUGAGUUACAAAUCAACCAUCAGCGGCCACAUAUCAGAGAACAGGCUCACCGAUCUCAGUGGUGUGAGCGUCAAGGUGCUCUUCUUUUGGGUCAACAUUCUCGAGGUUGUUCGGAACGGCGACGAACUCGAUUUUUCCGUCGGCGUCGCCUCCGCCUCUUUUCCCUUAGAUAAUUUCUUCGUCUCCCCACAGUGCGGUUGCGGUUUGGAUUGCGAUGAUUUCCGAAUAAGGAAACUCAAAUUAGAAAACCCCUCCCUUUCCUCCUCAACCUAGAAAAUUAGAUUUUUUGUUUUUAUAUAUGAAAGAAAACUGUUUUCUCAUGCCAAUUAUUGUGAUUCAUGGUCGUGGAUCUUGAUUAAUAAUUAGAUUUUACAUUCCUGGUGAUUGUUACUGUUAUAUGCGCAUUUAUUGUUUAAUUUUAUAUUUAUUUUUUUCCUUUUUCUGUUAAUCGUUGUAUGCAAACCGCGAAGUACAAUCUAGUUUAGGGUAAAUUGUGAUUUGUCCCCCUUUAUUUUGUAUGAUAGAAAACGCUUUUGUGAUAUGUUUUGUUUAGAGGUAUUAAUGUUUUGCAGUCCUCUUUCUUUUUCUCUUUCUCUCAAUUUGGUUCAAAUUGUUGUACAAAUGGUUUGAGUUUAGCAAGUGAAGCAAUGGCCAAUUGGACGCUUGUUACGGUGAUUGAACAAUAUUACCUUUACAGAGUAUUAUUAAUUUUCGCUCAUCAUAUCAUAUGUUUAAUUGUUUGGACAUUGUGCAAUCCUAGGAAGCAGACCUUAAAAGGAAGGGGUCUUUUUAUAAAUUCGUCUACCUUGUGUUCAUCCUCGAAGUCAUUUGGUUUUUGUGAUAUGCCAUUUGUGAGCUGAAACGUUUUGUCAUGGAUAGCUGGAAUAUCGAUGCUAUUAUCACCAACUAUUAUUGGAAGUGGGAUUAACUAAUACUUUGUGACCAUGAGGGCUUAGUGGUAAUGCCCUCAUUGAUUUCCCGGCUCCCUUUAUUAGGGAUAAGUUAGUAUUUGAACUACUUAAAAGGAUAAGUUAGGACUGGAAUUGUGUGAACAAUUUGUGUUUCUAUCCUUUUAUCGGUUAGUUAUUUAAAUUAAAUGUGCUGAUCAACUUGCGUGUAUGAUAAAAUCAACUUUCAUUUCAUAAAAUUUCCAAUACCUUUCUCUUCUGAGUUCCAAUCCGUUUGUGUACUAAUAGAUGAGAAAUCUGUGAGUGGAAUUAUGAAAGGACAUGCAUUAUCAUAGCAAAUAUCAGUAUAUCACAGCAAUUCUGUGUCGUCAUCGAUGCCAGCGCCAAACCAGGGACACAAGAAACUCAGAUGGUCAAAGAUUGUCCAACGAGAGAUGAUGGCUGCCGGGGUAUGCACUGGUGGUGUGCUAUGGAGAUCCGAGGCUAGAUCAUGAAUAGAGUACUGACUCCUUGGAAAAAAUAGCCGCAACAAUGAAACAUGAAAGAUGGGGUGAACGCGAGAGCCUUCUAGUAACCGAAGACGGUAUGCUACACUACCAAUGUGCUCCGAAACCUCAAACGGGCCAUAAAAAUGCAGACUAAGUUUGUGGCAUGACCUCCUGUGGACAGAUAGUUGACGAAAAGGUUGAAGUCUCAGUAGCACGAGAUCCCCCUCUUGAAAGGUGAUAUCUUUUCUUUUUCAACAUGCUUGAAUUUUCAUCAAAGCUUGUGCCUUGCGUAAACUUUGUUUCAAUCAUGGAGCGUUACUGAAGGACCAAAUCCAAUGCCUCAAUCGGAGUGGAUCCCAAAGUGUAUUCCAGAAGACAUGGUGGUGAGUGGCCUGAAAGGGUAAAGUACCCGAGGAUCGAUUAUGAGCGGUAUUGUAAUGGAACUCAGCCCAGCUCAAAAACUGGUGCCAAGUUGACGGGUUCUCGUAGACAAAACACCUCAGGUAAACUUGGCACCCAGACGCAACAGGGUUCAUCGAACUCCAGCGUGAUCGCCAACUUUUGAAGAGUGAAAUUCAUGAAGCAGGAUAGGCACUAAGGACGACGUAGCAGGGAGGCACAAGCGAUUCCGGUGAAACAACAAGCCAUUGCGCAACUGCUAAUGUGGCCAUUUUGAAGGAUCAAAUUAUAAACCCUGUAAAAUUUGAGUAGCGUGAGUGUCAUGUUGUAACUAUAUAAUUGGACUGUACUCUGAACAUGAACGCUGAUCACCAUUAACUCAGGGGAAAAACUCAUGGAGCUCCCUUCGGUUGAUGUGAUAACGUGUCGGCCAUAACAUUACAUUU